Messenger RNA from Effrenium voratum, 3174 nucleotides. Lineage: Eukaryota; Dinophyceae; Suessiales; Symbiodiniaceae. The record is from the annotation of a GenBank genome assembly.
AUGUCUGCAAAAAAGGAAGUGGCACUUGCCAACUUGCAGCUGUUGGGCUUGCCACUUAGGCACUCAGGCAUGGCUCAGGCAGGCACUCGAAAGCCAGUUGACUUCUCGGCCACAGAUCGUCCCACAGGCUCUGACGCUCUGACUUCGGCCAUGCCAUGGAGAAGCCGCUGGCCCUUGCUGCCCUUGCUGCUGUUGGCGCUGCACUUGGACUUCGUACACUUCGCAUGGCAACGAGGCUGGCGGGGCUGGCACACUGCCCGUCCGGCACGCCCACAAGCGCGUGACCCGAACCCGAACCAGACCGCAAAGGUUUGGUCCAAAUUGGAGAUGCUCGAGGCAGCCCCGCGCCUGGCGGACGCGCGAGUAGCGUCUGACAAGCUCUUCAGAAAUCUCAGCAAUGGCAACGAGACGCUGCCCUGCACACAGGCCCUCGAGUUUACGCAGACGCUGUGGCAAGGUGUUUUGCCACUGCUGUCGGAACGAAAUGCUGACUUGCUGAAUGAUGCUGCUGCACUCUUGAUCGUCCUGGACAGUGAUAAGGAUGGUCGUAUCACAUUGGACGAGUUUAUUGAGUAUGCAGCCACACUGGUGCAGCUGAAAGAACCGCAGGUUCCUCCACUUUCUCGGUGGUGGGGCAACAUCAGCGAUCCCGAAUGGAGCUGGAUGUGGAACGAGACCUUGUGUGUAUCCCGCCGCAUGCUGGGUCACGUGCUUCGGGAAUACUGGGACAGCAUUGACAUGCUGAGCGAAGACAUCAGGUAUAGCUUGCGACUUCUACGUCGGGUAUCCCAAGGCGAAGUGCUAGACAGCAUGGAGAGGUCGCUGCUGCGCCGCGCUGCCAGUGAUGCUGUGACACUGGUGCCCGCCACGAUGAUUUGUGCACAAGAUCUUCCAGUGCUGCAGGUAGGCCUCUUCAUGCUAAUCAAGUCGGCGGCACCAAAGCUACUGCCUUCAUCUUUCUCCCCAUCGCGGUUGCAAUUGUUGAGAGCCUGGCGCCAAGUACGGCAACAUCCCGACUUCAAAGAUUGGACACUCUACGGUGGGUCAUCAGAGGAACUGGAUGCUGCUGUUUUGGCCAUCUUCAAGAACCCCAAGCCGGCCUCCAUCCGUAAGCUCUUUGAGGAGCUCGACCAAGCCGGCGCAGGCAGCAUUAAGCAGAGCGCUGUGCUGAGCAUAGUGCAGUCCAUCUGGAGCGGCCAACUGAACCUUCCGAAGCAAAGCAUGGAGGACUUUCGAAUGGAUGCGUCAGCUCUCAUGGUUGUGGUGGAUCGCCGGAGUGGCUCCCUCACCUUGGGUGAGUUCACCGAAUACAUACAGACCUUGGUGGAAGUGGCGAAUGCCUACAACCAGCGAGAUCAGAGAGACCCUGUGGAGGUUGUGCGUGCCAUUCCGGGGGACGUCUCGGACAGCAUGUUCACACUUUUACGAGACCUGCGGUAUGCGGUUCAUGUCGUGAAGAAGAGGCUGAAGGGCAAGCUGUCCAAGAUGGAACGCGCAAUGUUUAGGCGUACAACCAAAGAUGUGGCUUCCAGCCUUCCGUAUUUCGCAGUUGUGCUGAGUCAUUUCUCACCCGUGCUGAAGAUCUUGGCCUGCAUUUUGCUCUGCAAAAGUGCUACGCACCCUUCGGCUUUCACGAAGCCCAGGCGCCGCUUUGCUCGCGCUUGGGCCGCCAUUGCUGUGAGGCAGCGAGCGCGAGCUGUCGAGGGCUGGAAGUGUCAAGCUUCAGGCGAACGUAUGGAGGAAAUUAUCCUGGGUCAAGAUCGCAACCAGCGUGAACAGCUCAUGAGCAGGCUCUUUCAGGAACUGGAUGAUGGAAGCGGAACGCUAACAUACGGCCAGGUAUUUGCUGUUGCCCAGCCUAUUCUCAAGCUCAGUCGGAAUGACGGUAUUCUGGAUGCUUUGGGCCUCAUCAUUCAGAUAGCAUCUGACACUGAUGGGGCAGUCACGCAGACUGAGUUCGUGGAUUUUCUCGAGACUCUGCUAGUGGAUGUUGGCAAGGUCAAGAUUGUGAAAGACGAAGCCAUCAAGACUGAGGCAACUUCCUGGUUUGGAUCGAAAUUUCAGCUGGUAAAACGUGUUGCGCAGAAGGAGGUGCGAGAGCUCGUGGACAGCGUCUCAAUGAUUGGACAGGACAUCGCCUAUUCAGCGGGUUUGGUCAGAAGCCCAGCCCACUUUGCUGAGAUCGAGCGGUCGUGGUUGCGGCGGACGCUGAAAGAUAUUGUGCUGUUCCUUCCCGUCGGUGCUAUCAUUGUUGCACCCUUGACGCCAGUUGGCACAGCCAUUGUCAUUGCUAUCUUCAAGCGAGCUGUGCCUGCUUUGGUUCCGUCAUCCUUUCGCCGGCACCGCUUAGAGCUCAUGCACCUUGGCAAGACUCCCGUAGAGCACAUUCCAUGCAGAGCCUCGCUGCGGUCCAAGGAUGGCUCGCCGAAGAACGGAAUUGUGUCACAGCUGACCCGCGUUCUUGUGGGCUUGUACGAGGAGCCUGAGAGGCCUGCCAAUGCCAUUGACUACAUCAAAAAGUACCUUGGAGCCCCAACAGGUGUUGAUGUGGAGGAGCUCCGGGCGGACAACGACGAACUCCGACGGCAGAAUGCGGAGUUGGAAGCCAAGGUUGCCAGCCUCACACAGCAACUGAAAGAGCUUCAGACUGAGCAAGAGGAGCAGGUUCGGCCUGGUCGAGUGCUUGACUUGGUGCGUCAAUUUGAAGUCUCCGAGAAAGAGCUGGUCGCUAGCAAGUUUGAGGCGGAGAUGGCGCGUUUGCGGCAAGCUGCUUUGGUGAGCCAUUGGCGAUCUCCAUUCGAGUUGGGAUCACGGACGGCCCAGUCUCGGAAAGUGCCGCGCCCAGAGGACAGAGAGGCCAGAGGGGCCUCUAGGGAUGUGGACACGUUGUCCACGUGCUCGACAGAGGACGAGGCCCAGGCUUAUGGAGAAGCAUUCGCGUUGCGACUCAAGGAGUUUGCAAGGCAAGGUGAACCGGAAGACGCCGCUCUGGCGGAGUUUGCAUCGCCUGGCCUUCCUGCAGCUUUUGAGGAGCGGGUGUGCACGCGCGCGUAUUUCCUCUACUUGGAUGGCUGCAAAGAUGACCGGCGGAAUUACUUCCAGGCCCUCCGCACUGAGCUGCAGUUAAUUUCGCAGCAUCCGAAUCCGGCCUUAGAGUCGAGCCACGUACAGUAA